Messenger RNA from Porites lobata, 918 nucleotides. The record is from the annotation of a GenBank genome assembly. Lineage: Eukaryota; Metazoa; Cnidaria; Anthozoa; Scleractinia; Poritidae.
AUGCCAGGUAAACGAGAAAAUGUUCAGUUAAUGAUUAAUGCUGAUGUGGAAAAUAUAAUAGGCAAUAAGCGAGUGAUUACACAGAAGAAUUAUGGGCCAUUUAAAAUGGAGAUGCCCAAGAUGAGCAAAGAGGAUACUUACAAGUUUAUGGCUUACACCCUAUUACAGCACAACUUUAACAUUUUAUCAACACAGACUAUAGCUAAUAUCGGAGCUAAAAUCAUUCAUAAGCCUCUACAUUUUAAACACGUGAAAGCCGGGGCAUUAAAGCUUGAUUCAUAUUUCUUAGAUAAGCAGUUUCCUAUUAAGCAAAGAGGAGAUAAUACGUGCAUGAUUGAUUUCAUAUGGCACCACUGUCACAAUAAAAUGGCGUUUAGGUCUUAUACAUAUCAGAAGUUGAAAGAUGAGUUGUCAGAAUUUGCUUUAUCAUUUCCAUUAAUGAGUACACAAGAAGUAAUAUAUUGGGCGCGCAAAUGUCAUCCUAAUGUUUCUAUCCAUGCUUAUGACUCAACUGGUCGCAGAAUUAUAAAACACGUUGGUCAACCACGUGAUAUGUCAUUAGCCUACUUCAUCAAAGACGAUCAUUGUUAUCCAAUUACUGAUGAGUGGCUCAAGAUAAUAUCAACCAAAGCAAACCAGGAGGGAACUGACAACUUAUGGAAGUAUAUGGGUGAUAUCAAAUGGAGUUGGCGACUUGAGCAAUUUGUAGUAUUGAAUAAUAUGGAAGAGGAGGAAGCGCUAGAUGUCAGUAAUAAAGUGAUAGCAUUGCCUGAGGAAGAGAAAAUCGAGCCUGUUAUAGAUCGAUACAUUUAUUGGACCAACUACUUUGUUGAAUAUCUGCAUUUCAAUAAUAAUGGUAGGUUAGACGGCUUCCUUGAUCACAAAAAUAAUUUGUAUAUCCUAAAUGAUGAGUAUUAG